Molecule: messenger RNA, 1393 nt
Organism: Daucus carota subsp. sativus
Lineage: Eukaryota; Viridiplantae; Streptophyta; Magnoliopsida; Apiales; Apiaceae
Product: probable CCR4-associated factor 1 homolog 6
Exons: 2
Coding region: 435-1256 (273 amino acids)
Cellular component (GO): CCR4-NOT core complex; P-body; CCR4-NOT complex
Molecular function (GO): poly(A)-specific ribonuclease activity; nucleic acid binding
Source: RefSeq, a predicted model, not a curated record
GUGAACAGAAAAAGGGACCCUACCUGCUUUUAUCCUCCCCCCCAUUGUCCCUUUUUCUCCCCCCUUUUUUCUUCUUUUUUAUAUAAUUCACAAUCUCUGCUUCUCCAUUUUUACAUCUUUCUUUUUUAUUUUUACAGUUCAUCCUCUCUCAUUUGACCCUGUUUUCAUCUUUUUUACUCGCCGCCUUUAAUCCCCCAAACCCUAGCUCUCCUCUAUAUAUACCCCCCCUUCAACACAUAUAUAUUCAUACAUAUAUAUGUGUUAUGGUUUAUUGCUCGGUGAUUGCUAGCAAGAGAUUCAAAUAUUGAAUCUUUGAUCAAUUUAUGUAAGAUCUGGUGGAAAUCAGAGGAAUUAUCAAAUUAUUCGUUGCGGUUUUGAAAUUUGUUACGAAUUUUGGUAAAGUUCUCUGCUUUCCGUUAAUUUGUUGAGUUUAUAUGAAAGAAAUGUCGCUGUUGCCGAAAAACAAUGAUUUGAUUGAAAUUCGUGAGGUGUGGAAUGAUAAUUUAGAGGAGGAGUUUGCUUUGAUUCGUGAUGUUGUUGAUGAGUUUCCGUAUAUUGCAAUGGAUACCGAAUUCCCUGGAAUUGUUCUUCGUCCCGUUGGUAAUUUUAAGAAUAGUAACGAUUAUCAUUACCAGACUUUAAAGGAUAACGUGGAUAUGUUGAAAGUUAUUCAGUUAGGGCUCACGUUCUCCGAUGAGGAGGGAAAUCUCCCGAAAUGUGGUAGCGAUAAGUAUUAUGUGUGGCAGUUCAAUUUUCGUGACUUCAAUGUUAAUGAGGAUGUUUUUGCCCAUGAUUCGAUUGAGUUGUUGCGCCAGAGUGGGAUUGAUUUCAAGAAGAACAAUGAAAAGGGUAUAGAUGCAAAAAGAUUUGGCGAGCUUUUGAUGUCUUCCGGGAUUGUUUUGAAUGAUAAUGUUUGUUGGGUUACAUUUCACAGUGGUUAUGAUUUUGGCUAUUUGCUUAAGAUCUUGACUUGCCAGAAUUUGCCUGAUACUCAAGCUGGAUUCUUCUCGCUGAUUAAUAUGUACUUCCCCACGAUUUAUGAUAUUAAGCAUUUGAUGAAGUUCUGCAACAGUUUACACGGUGGAUUGAAUAAGCUUGCCGAACUGUUGGAAGUAGAGAGAGUUGGUAUUUCUCACCAGGCGGGUUCAGAUAGUUUGCUCACGUCUUGCACAUUCAGGAAGUUGAAGGAGAACUUUUUUAGUGGGUCAUUGGAGAAAUACGCUGGUGUGUUGUAUGGUCUAGGUGUUGAGAAUUGACAAAAGAUCAGAAAAAUUGAAGUAUAUGAAAAAAAGUAUAGUUGUUUGUUGAGUUACAUGUGUGUCCAUGAUGGCAUUACAUUUUGUGUACACUUGUUGAAAAAAGUAAUGUUUAAUUUAUAAUUUUUCUCUCGCUA